Messenger RNA from Pocillopora meandrina, 1226 nucleotides. NCBI's taxonomy places the organism in Eukaryota, Metazoa, Cnidaria, Anthozoa, Scleractinia, Pocilloporidae. The record is from the annotation of a GenBank genome assembly.
GACUCUGGACACUCCAGAGGAGAUGGGGAGUAUUGGAUCGACCCAGAGAAGAGUGGAAACCCUUUGAAGGUCUAUUGUGACAUGUCAAGAUCUGGUGGUAAGAGAAUGAAUUUUUUUUUUUUAGAUACGAGGACUUCAACAGAAGUAUAUUUGACUUGGAGCAGUUGUUAUUGGAACGUUCUAGUCUUGGCUAUUUUUGCUUUCUCUAGAAAUAUCCUUAUUAUGAUUGGUUAUCACCAGCUGGCCGAUCUGAGCACAACAAGACAGUGUACGCGUCAUACUUGUUAUUGGACGGUGUAAUAGGACCGUUAAAGGGACAGUUAACGCGUCAUGCCUGCGCGAGUGGACAGAACGCGUCAUGUGCGCGCUGUUGACUCGCAUUUCGCCGAUUAAACUGUUGUUUUUCGUUUUUAUGAAAACGUGUAACCGAUGUCUAGUUUCUUUCUCAAAUUUUGUCAUAGUUUUGAUUAAUUGGUAACAGGCCUUCUUGUCGUCCAAUUCUGUCUGUAAUGAUACGAGUGAUUAACAAAUCGGACUCCCGCUUUGCGGUCGUAUGAUUCUGAAAAUCACUCGUAUGAUAAGAGACCGAAUUGGACUCCACUCGGUCCUGUUACCAUUUAAUAUGUCCAAAAUUCUAGCUACAUGGAUGUCACCAGAUGAUUUAGGUUUGUUUUAUUUUAGGAGGUUGGCUUCUGGUGUCAAAUGUUGAGUUCGGAAGUCCCUCUCCUAAGGUGUCAGUUGAGACAUCAUACGGUGGAAUAGGUAAGCCACACAUGGUUCUACAGAAAAGUGCCAUGAAAGAGCUCAGAGGACAUUUGUCCUUCACUCAGCUGAGAUUCCACUGCCGCAAAAAACAGGGACGCACAUUCCACGUGGUCACAGCUUCCAACAGCUCAGGUGAAGCUGUGGUCCAGUACUUCAGCGGUCAGACAAAAGAGAGACCGGACGCCUGUGGUUCGUUUGUGAGAUUGACGUGGGAUGACAAUUCCAAGUUAGCUGGCAUUUGCAAAGAUUGGGGACAAGUAAGUGGAGAGUCCUUGGUUGGAAAGUGGGGACAUGGUGAAGAUCAAAGAAGGCUAUACUGGUAUCCCGUCUUCAAAAAUGGAUGCUAUCACCUUAGGGUCUUCUUGACUGCUGUUGGUGACCUCAAGAAAAUGGAAUGUGAUGAUGGCUUCGGUCACAAUGUUGAUUCAAACGGCGAUUUCUGGAGAGUCUUUGUUCGUUAG